Sphaeramia orbicularis (orbiculate cardinalfish) is the source of this 1798-nucleotide messenger RNA. It is a transcript of the gene mafbb, whose product is annotated as v-maf avian musculoaponeurotic fibrosarcoma oncogene homolog Bb. Gene Ontology annotation, molecular function: DNA-binding transcription factor activity, RNA polymerase II-specific; RNA polymerase II cis-regulatory region sequence-specific DNA binding. Gene Ontology annotation, cellular component: nucleus. The record is from RefSeq and is a predicted model, not a curated record. The coding region runs from base 231 to 1211 and encodes 326 amino acids. Gene Ontology annotation, biological process: regulation of transcription by RNA polymerase II. NCBI's taxonomy places the organism in Eukaryota, Metazoa, Chordata, Actinopteri, Kurtiformes, Apogonidae. The transcript has a single exon.
GCUUCUCCUGCCCAGGCAGAGGUGCGUCUCCUCCUGUCAUCACUGGACACUCUUGGUUCUGCGCACUCACACUCAGCUCUGGGAGCCUUUUACGCACGCGUGCUUUUCCGUCACAGCUGAAGACAAAGUUUGGAAUUACGACAGUUUUUACAAGUGAGUGUGAGUUCAGUGACUGCAUGAAAUAGCUGUGGACAUUUGGUAGCUCUUUGAGAGGCCGGGUGUCUUUUACUAUGACCGCUGAGGCGCACUCACAUCUGGGACUGCAGAAAACUCCCAUGGAUUUCGUCAGCGACUUCGACUUGAUGAAGUUCGGCGUCAAAAAGGAGGCGAUGCAGGGGCUGGAGCGCUCCUUCAUCGGGCCGUGCAGUCAGCUCCAGAGACCAGACUCGGUCUCCUCCACCCCUGGAAGCACACCUUGUAACUCGGUGCCCUCAUCUCCAAACCUCAACCUGAAUGAGCAGAGAAAUAACCCCGGAGGAGACCAGUUCUGGAUGCCCAGCAGCGCGGGUUACCCCCAGCAGAUGUACCCCCAAGCCUUUGGCCUGACACCCGAGGACGCAGUGGAGGCCCUGAUCGGUGCCACGGCGCAGCAGGGCCACCCGUCCGCGCCCCACCACCAGCCGCCUUUCCAGCCUGAGUACGACGGCUACGGCCACCUGGGUGAGCCCGUCCAGCACUACGGAGGACUCCCGGGUCAUCCGGACAUGCAGACCAUCCCCGGCGGCCACUGUCCGGAGCCCUAUCUGAAAGACGACCUGAGGAGCGCGUCCCCCCAGUCCCCGGAGGCCCAGCAGGUCAUCGGUGCGCACCACCACCUCCAGCAGCCGCACAGCCGCCACGAAAGGCGCUCCAACUCAGACAUGCACUUCUCCGACGACCAGCUGGUGUCCAUGUCCGUGCGGGAGCUCAACCGGCUGCUCAGAGGCCUCGGCAAAGACGAAGUGAUGCGGCUGAAGCAGAAGCGCCGAACCCUGAAGAACAGGGGUUACGCGCAGUCGUGCCGCUACAAGCGCGUGCAGCAGAAACACAUUCUGGAGCAUGAAAAGACCAGCCUGGUGUCACAGGUGGAGCAGCUCAAACACGAACUCAACAGACUGGUCCGGGAGAGGGAUGCAUACAAACAGAAGUGUGAGAAACUGUCCGGUGCGAACUGUUACCACGAGACCGGCUCCACCAGUGACAACCCCUCCUCACCCGAGUAUUUAAUAUGAGCUGUGUUCAUUUCCUGCAAAAAAUAUUCUUUUUUUUUUCUUCAUAGGGAUGCAUUCAUGUUGAAAACACUGGCCUUGCGCUUCUUUCACAACAGUCCCUUGGAUUCAUCCAGAGUUGAUCGGAUGUCUGUCAGAUAAUUGUACACAGUGGAAAUGCCAGUGGACAUGCAUGCAGGACAUGUGUGAGAUGGUUUUAUUUUAUACAGGCACAGCCCAUCUGUAUUUAGCCUGAAAUAAUACUUGAAAUCAGAGAAUAUUCCCUUUAUUUGCUGCCUCUUAGUUUUGACUCCUGAUGCUUCGGUUACUGCUCAGUCUUCAUAUCAGUGCUUCUGCUUUGCUCCUGUUUGACUUUGUAUUCCUGUUUUGUUUUGUUUUUUUUGUUUGUUUGUUUUUUAAAAAACAGAAAACACUGAAAGAACGAGAGUAGAAACUGCAUUUUUAUUUUUUAUGAAGUUGAUUCUGCUGGACAGAUGUGUUCCUUAUUUGCUUUUCUUUUUAAUAUAAUAUUCAAUUAUGCAGAGUGUUUUUCAUUGACAAUGUUUAUAAUUUUCUUUGGGAUCAAUAAACCUGUUGUGACUUUUUAAGAA